This is a messenger RNA of Magallana angulata, 1323 nucleotides long. Its product is annotated as inactive pancreatic lipase-related protein 1-like. The record is from RefSeq and is a predicted model, not a curated record. The coding region runs from base 79 to 1152 and encodes 357 amino acids. The transcript has 7 exons. NCBI's taxonomy places the organism in Eukaryota, Metazoa, Mollusca, Bivalvia, Ostreida, Ostreidae. Gene Ontology annotation, biological process: lipid metabolic process. Gene Ontology annotation, molecular function: triacylglycerol lipase activity.
CUUUAGAUGACCUCGACGACAAUCUCUUAUCUUCUCUGAUUUCAAACACCACAUAGAAACAAAAUCAAAUGAACCAAGAUGAAUGCGUUGGGCCUGGUUGUAUUCGUGUUAGUUUUUGGAUCGUCCUUUGAGUUUUUCCUGAACGAAGGGAAGAAGGUCUGUUAUGGCGACCUGGGUUGCUUCUCCAUUGACGACCCUUUCGACAAUACACUUGGAUAUCUUCCGGAAUCUCCCGAAGCCAUUCAUUUUGGUCUGACACUCUAUACCAGAACCAACUCUCGGACCGGUGUAAAUUUAGGCUACAAUGACUCCGCUUCAGUGGCUAGGUCCAGUUUUAAUCCUAACAACCCUGUAAAAAUCAUCAUCCAUGGUUACAUGGCCAACGCUUAUGAACCUUGGGUUCUUAAUAUCUCAAGUCUGUUUUUGAAGAAGGAAGAUUGUAACGUCAUAACGGUCAACUGGAAAAACGGGGCCAGGAAAAUAUACCCAGCCUCCGCCGCCAACACACGUGUAGUAGGGGCUGCCGUCGCCAAGUUCCUGGAAAUGCUUAGGAACAAACAUGGCGUCAAAAUGGAAAACGUCCAUGUCAUCGGGCAUAGUCUUGGGGCCCAAACAAGUGGAUAUAUUGGGUCUCGAACUCCGAAUAUGGGCCGAAUCACAGGUAUGGACCCGGCUGGUCCAUUGUUCGAACGAUACGCAGAGCAAGUGAGACUAGAUCCUAGUGACGCAAAAUUUGUUGACGUCAUUCAUUCUGAUGCACUUCCUAUCGAAGAUGCCGGAUUUGGUACCAGAAAGUCCUGUGGACACAUUGACUUUUUCCCUAACGGAGGAGGCCAUCAGCCAGGAUGUCCCCCCGCCUAUAAGACCGGGGUAGAGGAACUCCUGACCCUCAGGUUUAACGAGGCCUUUCUUUCAGUGGCCUGCAGCCACGAGCGCGCCUAUAUAUACUUCGCAGAGUCACUGGCGGCAGAGCCGUGCAAGUUCACCGCAUACCCCUGUGAUUCCUAUGAAGAUUUUGUUAAGGGUACCUGCAAUGUAUGCGGUGAUUCCCCUUGCCCUGUGAUGGGAAACGACGCGAUUCUUUCGCAGUCUAGACGGGGCAACUUCUACCUAGUCACGAACGCUCAGAAUCCUUACUGCAAAAAUACUUGAGACUCAAGCACUGGAUGAUUAUACUCGUAAAUGCAACUUUAUUAUUUUAUAAAACCUUUCCAAAAUGAAUAUUCUUCAUAUGUUUAUUUAUUUAUUGAAUAAUUUCCACUUCUCAACCAUGAAAACAAGGUUGCUUCUGAAAAGAAAUAAAAAAAAACAUUCUUCAUUGUA